CCGGGGGAUGGACGAGCGCAAGCCGAGAGCCUCUUGCCCGGCUGUGGCCAGUGACGCGGCCCGGGGCCGGGCGGGGGGACCCCGGGACGCCGGAGACCUGGGCCGGCCGCUCGCUCCGUGGGGGUGCACGGGGCCUCGGGCCUGUGUCUGAGGUUCCCUCGGGGGCGCAGGAGAGGUGACCGCGGUCUGUGCAGGGCGCGCCUGCUAACCGUGUUGUUGAUUUCCCUCCUCAAGGACUUGUCGCUGCCGCCGUAGUAAUCGGUACCCCAUUUCUUGUCAAAAUGUUCUGGGACUGUGGAAAAUCAGGGAGACACCUGCCUGGUGUUGGUCUCUCUGUUUGCGGUGUGGAUCACCAUGGCACAGCUGCCCUGACCCAGGCGGAGCUGAGAAGAAUGGCCCCGAGAAGGCCCCCGAUCCCCAGAUCAGAGAGACCCCGAGAAGCCCCGCACCCGGAUCAGAGAGACCCCGAGAAGCCCCUCACCCGGAUCAGAGAAACCCCGAAAAGCCCCGCACCAGGAUCAGAGAGACCCCGAGAAGCCUCGCACCUAGAUAGGAGGGACCCCAAGAAGGCCCCCGUCCCCAGGUCGGAGAGACCCCGAGAAGCUCCCGUCCCCGGAUCGGAGAGACCUCGAGAAGCCCCUCACCCUGAUCGGAGGGGCCCCGAGAAGCCCCGCACCCGGAUCGGAGGGGCCCCGAGAAGCCCCGCACCCCGAUCGGAGGGGCCCCGAGAAGCCCCGCACCCAGAUCGGAGGGGCCCCGAGAAGCCCCUCACCCUGAUCGGAGGGGCCCCGAGAAGCCCCUCACCCUGAUCGGAGGGGCCCCGAGAAGCCCCGCACCCGGACUCACCCUUGUUCUCUCUGAAGGGCGCGGGAAGGCCGGGGGAGCCGGGGUGGGGGAGCCGGGUGGGGGUCGGGCCUGGAAUGGGGCUCCAGACACAACAGAGCCCUGGAACAGAACAGCGUGAGGCUGAGGGAGCCCCUCGGCAGUGUGGGGCGCCCCUGGGGGCGCCCCUAAAGGCAGGCCCGGCGCCCCACCACCAGACCUGCGAGGCUGUUUUUCCUCAAAAAGAAACAAAAUUUGACCAACAUCAGUCGAAAACGAAGCUAAAACACGUCACGUCUGAGCAAACCAACCAGAGAGGUGAGUCACGCUGUGGUCCACGAGGUGACCUGUCCAUGGGGUGACCUGUCCACGGGGUGACCUGUGCACGAGGUGCCCCUGCCCCUGCAACAGUCCACACCAACGCGAAGCUCCUUCCGGAGACCUGUAGCCAGGUGGUAGAUCCUGCAGGGGUAGUGCUGAGCUUAAUUUAUUUAUAUUUAUUGAUGUCACUGAUCGCAUUGCUGAGACAUGUAUCAGUAGAAAAUUCCAGACCUAUGUGAGAAGAAACGUCCGUCCCCUCGCUGCAAGUAAACGAAGGAUCAUUAAAUUGCUGCAUUAA
Molecule: messenger RNA, 1441 nt
Organism: Condylura cristata (star-nosed mole)
Lineage: Eukaryota; Metazoa; Chordata; Mammalia; Eulipotyphla; Talpidae
Product: pollen-specific leucine-rich repeat extensin-like protein 1
Exons: 3
Coding region: 282-809 (175 amino acids)
Source: RefSeq, a predicted model, not a curated record